Messenger RNA from Necator americanus (New World hookworm), 417 nucleotides. RefSeq lists its product as uncharacterized. NCBI's taxonomy places the organism in Eukaryota, Metazoa, Nematoda, Chromadorea, Rhabditida, Ancylostomatidae. The coding region runs from base 1 to 417 and encodes 138 amino acids. The transcript has 3 exons. The record is from RefSeq and is a predicted model, not a curated record.
AUGGUAUGGCGACCGGUGAGAGGCGAUCAGAUCACAGAUUGCUCAGGACGUCUUAGACUAUGCACAACUCGCAAUGGAAACUGUAUCAGACUAAUUACUUAUAACGCUAGAACGUGCUCUGCAAGAGACCAAGAACAGAAAGAGCGACGCACGAGAGAUCAAUUACAGUACACUCGUCAUUCGCAGAAAAAGGUUCCGUUGCGAAAUGUAGGCGUUGUUGGUCUUGUUGUGCAGCUACCUGUCAUCCAUCUUGUCGAUACUCACGAAAUCUUGUCACCUGGGAGGCCACCAACCAGAUGGGGUAAUGUGUUCGCUGCACGAACGGACCAGCUCAGAGCUCAGCUGGACACGGGACCGUCAACGUCACAAACGAAACUUGAGAACAUCUUGGAUGCCAAUGGCGAGGGAACAAAAUGA